UACCAACAGAUUGCUCCUCCAAAUGAAGUAUCUCGUUCCUUAUACGGAACAGUGAACUUUUGCCCUCUAUUUUAACUGGGAUCAUCUGUCACAUUCUGGUGCAAAACAAGUGACAAAGUACUCCUGAAGACCAAUCUUAUUCAUGGGCUGCAUUUGCACGAAGCACAGAUUUGGACACAAGGACUUUGAAGCUCUCGCCUCUCAAACCUGCUUUAAUGCCGGUGAAGUCGAAGCUUUGUAUGUCCUGUUCAAGAAACUAAGCAGUUGCUUAGUGGACGAUGGACUCAUAAGCAAAGAGGAGCUUCAACUUGGCUUGCUCCAGAGCAGAAAGAAGCGGAGUCUCUUCACAGACAGGAUGUUCCAUUUGUUCGACUUGAAGCACGAUGGGGUGAUCGAGUUUCAAGAGUUUGUUCAUUCUCUAAGUGUUUUCCAUCCGUCGGCACCUCGAGAAGAAAAGGCCCUCUUUGCCUUUCAAUUGUACGACAUAUGGCAAACUGGCUUCAUCGGACGUAGAGAGGUGGAAGAGUUGAUUUUGGCUCUUCUGAAGGAGUCGGACCUGAUCCUCCCAUGGGACGCCGUCGACGCCAUCAUCGAUAAGACAUUCCAAGAAGCAGAUGGGAAGAGAGACGGCAAAAUCGACCUCGAAGAGUGGAGGGAAUUUGCAGCUAAGAACCCAUCCAUACUCAAGAAUAUGACCAUUCCAUAUCUCAAGUACAUCUCUCUCUCUCUCUCUUUCUCUCUCUCUCUCUCUCUACACAAUGGCCAAGCCACGCCGCCGACCGCCACCGCCGCACUCCUCCGCCGGCCGCACAAACUUGGCGUCGUGCGUGGUGGCGACGAUCUUCCUCGUGUUUGUUGUCAUCGUUGUCCUCAUCGUGUUCUUCACCGUGUUCCGGCCGCGCGACCCCAAGAUCUCCGUCAAUGGCGUGCAGCUCCCGUCCUUCUCGAUCGCCAACGACACUGUCAACUUCACCUUCUCGCAGUACGUCUCCGUGGAGAACCCCAACAAGGCCGUCUUCUCCCACUUCGACAGCUCGAUCCAGCUCCUCUACGCCGGCAACCAGGUGGGCUUCAUGUUCGUCCCCGCCGGCAAGAUCGCUGCGGGCCGCAUGCAGUACAUGGCCGCCACCUUCGCCGUCGAGUCGUUCCCGCUCUCCCCGGCGCCGAACCCGCCCUCCGCGGUGGUCGCGGGGGAGGCGGUGGCGGCCGCGGCCACGGCUUGGCGGCGCCGCCGCCGCUGCCGACGGUGACGGACGGGUCCGGUUUCGGGUUCGGAGGCGUCGGGGGCGGAGGUCUGAGGGUGGGGCCGACGCUGGAGAUAGAGUCGAGGAUGAAGAUGGCGGGGAGGGUUAGGGUUUUGCACUUGUUCACGCACCAUGUGGAGGCGAGAUCUGACUGCAGAGUGGCCAUCGCGGUGAGUGACGGAUCUGUGCUGGGUUUCCACUGUUGAAUAUACUUUUCCCUCCGUCGUUCUUUCUCGUCUCUCUUCUUGUUAUUUUUUAGGUUAAAAUUUGUUAGUUAUUAGGUCUUAGGUUCUUGUUUUUUUUUUUUUGGCCCCUUUUUUCCUCUUGUUUGUAAUAUUAGGUUCAAAUUCGCGUUUGCCCUCGAAAACCCAAUUCAGAGAAAACCGAAGUGUAAAUUAUUCAGACUUUUUUUUUCUGGGAACUUGUCCUGCUUGAAAUGGAGAUUAGCUCUUGGUGUU
This is a messenger RNA of Rhodamnia argentea, 1702 nucleotides long. Its product is annotated as calcineurin B-like protein 7. The transcript has 8 exons. Gene Ontology annotation, molecular function: kinase binding; calcium ion binding. Lineage: Eukaryota; Viridiplantae; Streptophyta; Magnoliopsida; Myrtales; Myrtaceae. Bases 143 to 1450 code for a protein of 435 amino acids. The record is from RefSeq and is a predicted model, not a curated record. Gene Ontology annotation, biological process: calcium-mediated signaling.